GCAGAGUGAGUAGGAGGAGCGGUUUCUGCCAGGAGUUGAUAUGGCUCCGUUAGUUACACUGUUCUCUCUCUUCACCUGAUCAGGGACCUGACAACCCAGGCCAGGCUGUCCAGCAGGAGUUAAACCUCUGCCUCUCCGCUGACAGCGACUACAGGAGCAAUUGAAGCUGCGCGACUCCCUGGAGGACUGAAAAGUCUGUAACCAGGGAAAGCACCACUUCCGCUGUCGUCAUCACGGCGACACGUGGAUCCAAGAUGGCGGCGGCGAUGGUUUGGUGGCCAUGGUCCCUGGUACUUCUUUCUUUCACAUGUGAAACAAGUGCAUUCUAUGUCCCUGGGGUUGCACCAAUCAACUUCCACCAGAAUGAUCCUGUAGAAAUUAAGGCUGUGAAACUUACCAGCUCUCGAACCCAGCUACCUUAUGAAUACUACUCAUUGCCCUUCUGCCAGCCCAGCAAAAUAACCUACAAGGCAGAGAAUCUGGGAGAGGUGCUGAGAGGGGACCGGAUUGUCAACACCCCUUUCCAGGUUCUCAUGAACAGCGAGAAGAAGUGUGAAGUUCUGUGCAGCCAGUCCAGUAAGCCAGUAACCCUGACAGUGGAGCAGAGCCGGCUGGUGGCUGAGCGCAUAGCAGAAGACUACUAUGUCCACCUCAUUGCCGACAACCUGCCUGUGGCCACUCGGCUAGAGCUGUACUCCAACCGUGACAAUGAUGACAAGAAGAAGGAAAAAGAUGUGCAGUUUGAACAUGGCUACCGUCUCGGCUUCACAGAUGUCAAUAAGAUCUACCUGCACAAUCACCUCUCGUUCAUCCUUUACUACCACCGAGAGGACAUGGAAGAGGACCAGGAACACACAUACCGUGUCGUCCGCUUCGAGGUGAUUCCCCAGAGCAUCAGGCUGGAGGACCUCAAAGCAGAUGAGAAGAGUUCAUGCACCCUACCUGAGGGUACCAACUCCUCACCCCAAGAAAUUGACCCCAACAAGGAGAAUCAGCUGUACUUCACCUACUCUGUGCAUUGGGAGGAAAGUGACAUCAAAUGGGCCUCUCGCUGGGACACUUACCUGACCAUGAGUGACGUGCAGAUCCACUGGUUUUCUAUCAUUAACUCUGUUGUGGUGGUCUUCUUCCUAUCAGGCAUCCUGAGCAUGAUUAUCAUUCGGACCCUCCGGAAGGACAUCGCCAACUAUAACAAGGAGGAUGACAUUGAAGACACCAUGGAGGAGUCUGGGUGGAAGCUUGUGCAUGGUGAUGUCUUCAGGCCACCCCAGUACCCCAUGAUCCUCAGCUCCCUGCUGGGCUCAGGCAUUCAGCUCUUCUGUAUGAUCCUCAUUGUCAUCUUUGUGGCCAUGCUUGGGAUGCUGUCGCCCUCCAGCCGGGGAGCUCUCAUGACCACAGCCUGCUUCCUCUUCAUGUUCAUGGGGGUGUUUGGUGGAUUUUCUGCCGGCCGACUGUACCGCACUCUAAAAGGCCAUAGGUGGAAGAAAGGAGCCUUCUGUACGGCAACACUGUACCCUGGUGUGGUUUUUGGCAUCUGUUUUGUAUUGAAUUGCUUCAUCUGGGGAAAGCAUUCAUCAGGAGCGGUUCCCUUUCCCACCAUGGUGGCUCUGCUGUGCAUGUGGUUCGGGAUAUCUCUGCCCCUCGUCUACUUGGGCUACUACUUUGGUUUCCGCAAGCAGCCAUAUGACAACCCUGUGCGCACCAACCAGAUUCCCCGACAGAUCCCUGAGCAGCGGUGGUAUAUGAACCGAUUUGUGGGCAUCCUCAUGGCUGGGAUCCUGCCCUUUGGUGCCAUGUUCAUCGAGCUAUUCUUCAUCUUCAGUGCAAUAUGGGAGAAUCAGUUCUAUUACCUCUUUGGCUUCCUGUUUCUUGUUUUCAUCAUCCUGGUGGUAUCCUGUUCACAAAUCAGCAUCGUCAUGGUGUACUUCCAGCUGUGUGCAGAGGAUUACCGCUGGUGGUGGAGGACUUUCCUUGUCUCCGGGGGAUCUGCAUUCUAUGUCCUGGUCUAUGCCAUCUUUUACUUUGUCAACAAGCUGGACAUUGUCGAGUUCAUCCCCUCUCUCCUCUACUUUGGCUACACGGCCCUCAUGGUCCUGUCUUUCUGGCUGCUCACGGGCACCAUCGGCUUCUAUGCUGCCUACAUGUUUGUCCGCAAGAUCUAUGCUGCUGUGAAGAUAGACUGACCUGGGUGGACUUUGGCCAGGCCCGCUGCGUCCUCGGACAGGAAGCCACUCUGCGUGGGGAACUGCAGGCACACAAAAUAAAAUAACUCCUGCUCAUUUGGAAUGUAA
Castor canadensis (American beaver) is the source of this 2291-nucleotide messenger RNA. Lineage: Eukaryota; Metazoa; Chordata; Mammalia; Rodentia; Castoridae. The record is from RefSeq and is a predicted model, not a curated record.